Spirodela intermedia is the source of this 87-nucleotide messenger RNA. The record is from the annotation of a GenBank genome assembly. NCBI's taxonomy places the organism in Eukaryota, Viridiplantae, Streptophyta, Magnoliopsida, Alismatales, Araceae.
AUGAAGCUACAAACCAGCUGUUCAUUUGAGAAUGUGGUGAAGGAAGAAGGGAUCGUAGCAUGGAUAAAAAAUGUUCAUUUUAACUAA